This is a messenger RNA of Penicillium psychrosexuale, 753 nucleotides long. Its product is annotated as transcriptional regulator family TF. The coding region runs from base 1 to 753 and encodes 250 amino acids. The transcript has 3 exons. The record is from RefSeq and is a predicted model, not a curated record. NCBI's taxonomy places the organism in Eukaryota, Fungi, Ascomycota, Eurotiomycetes, Eurotiales, Aspergillaceae.
AUGGCGCAAUUGCGAUCGAAGCGGAAGGCCCCUGGUGCCACUAUGCCAGUCCGUUCUGUUCCCAAUGCGCAGGAGAUGCAUCGAAAUGCAUCUACCCUGAGAGUGGUAAAAGGCAAGUACCCGGCCUACAUGGGCUUACCAUUGGGAUACUUGAACCAAUUGGAAGAGAGGCUGGCAGAGACCGAGUCGGCCCUUUACGGAGCUUUGAUGACCAUGCGUUCAAUGGGGCAACCAAUAGUGAUUCAAACCCCAAAGACGGAUACUUUGCUCAAGCACAAGGCAGCUCGCAUGAAAGAGUGGUCUCAGCUUCCCCUCCGAGAAUCGCCCGAUAUGGAGCGUUGGCUGACCGUCAUGUCGGACCGGUUUACCAUUGAGCAAUCAAGUGACGUCGUUUCAGACACACCGGGACGUGGCUACGCGGUUCCUAUGACUCCUAGCCAUGAUAAAUCACAGCCCUCGGGAGAUCAGCCUCAUUCCGGACUAGUCUCAUACGCAUGGCAAAGGGACAACAGGGUCAGUUCGGUGGGUUCGUACGAUGCUCAUCAGCCCCACCCUGGGGUGAUAGCUUCGCAGGCAUAUUUUGGAGACCAAGUCGCGGUGGGGCCUGAAUCAAUAAUGCCAUCUCCAGGUAGUUCCCGAGACGGAAUAACUAGCGUCGAGGAUGCUGUGGGUAUCUCGGUGGAUGCCAAUGCAUCUGCAGGGUCGAGCAAAGCGGAGGAGCUAUCACACAAUAACCCGAGACUUUACUUUUAA